AUGCAUUCUCAAAAAAGACAGAAACAACUAAGAAGACAAAGAAUUAUAAGAAGACAUUUUCGACCUAACAUACUUAUUAAUAAUGCUGAUACCACUACAUUCGCUACUCUAAUUUCGUUUGCAAUUAAAGUUCAACCUCCGACUGGAAAACAAUUUGUAAUUAGAGCUGCGGAUGGGGCGUUAGAAUAUAUGCCAGAUGACUUAGUUCGAGAAGUCAUUACUGGCGUUGAACAUACAUAA
Rhizophagus irregularis DAOM 181602=DAOM 197198 is the source of this 240-nucleotide messenger RNA. The record is from RefSeq and is a predicted model, not a curated record. NCBI's taxonomy places the organism in Eukaryota, Fungi, Glomeromycota, Glomeromycetes, Glomerales, Glomeraceae.